AUGACUCCCCGCCCACCAACACUCCGACAUUCCCAGGCCUUGAAGCCUGUCAAGCCUCCCAAAGGCCAUUUCUAUUUCGCAGGAAGAACGUUCCCCCGUCUGCCAUGGUGGAAACGCAAGCAUAUGAGAACACUCUACAUCUAUAUUGUGGUUCUCAUUGCUACCAACACGGCGAAUGGUUUCGACGGCUCCAUGAUGAACGGUCUGCAGAGCUUGAGCUACUGGCAAGAAUACUUUGACCAUCCCAAAGGCUCAAUCCUCGGUCUCUUCAAUGCGUCCAUGAGCUUGGGGUCAUUGAUGGGCCUGUUCUUCAACCCGUAUAUCAUUGAUUACUUUGGUCGCAAGUCUGGUAUUGUUCUCGGUUGCGUGAUCAUGUUGAUUGCCGUGGGCCUGCAAGCUGGGGCCCAGAAUUUCGGGAUGUUUGUCGCUGCUCGUCUCACUCUCGGCUUUGGGGAUACUAUCGUCCUUGGCUCCGCACCAUUAUUGAUUGCGGAAAUCUCGCAUCCCCAAGAUCGAGCUGUCCUUGUCACUCUCAGUGGCGCUUCUUAUCAUUCUGGUGCUUUCAUCGCUUCAUGGGUGACAUAUGGCACUCUCAAGAUCCAGAGCGACUGGUCGUGGCGACUACCAAGUUUACUGCAAGCCAUUUGCACUGUUGUUAUUGUUGGAAUGAUUUGGUUCAUGCCUGAAAGCCCUCGUUGGCUCAUGAUGAAAGACAAGCACGAUAAAGCUCUCCAUGUCCUCGCCAAAUACCAUGCCGAGGGCGACAUCGAUGACGAGUUCAUCCAGCUAGAAUACGCAGAAAUCCGUGCUGCUAUCGAUGCUGAUCGAGAAAGUGGACAGACUCAAUGGGUUGAUUUCCUAAAGACCAAGGGUAACCGCAAGAGGAUCGGUAUUAUCACUGCGAUCGGUUUCUUCUCACAAUGGUCUGGCAAUGGUUUGAUCUCGUAUUAUUUGAAGCAAGUCAUGGACAAUGUUGGCAUCACAAACGCACAGACCCAGCUUGGCAUCAAUGCUGGUAUGAAAUCACAGGCUCUGAUCGAAAACAUUGCCCUCUCGUUCUACAUUGACAAGUUCGGACGACGCCCCAUCUACCUCAUCUCCACAAUUGGUACUUUGGUCACCUUCACCAUUUGGACCAUCAUCUCUGCCAGAUACGAAAUUGCCCCUGCUAAAGGACUUGGCUAUGGUUUUGUCUUUAUGAUAUUCUGCUAUGGCUUGUGCUACGAUUUCAAAUCUGGUCUCAUGGCAAAUUACACUACCGAGAUCUUGCCAUACGGCCUUCGAGCAAAGGGCUUCACCUGGCUGAACUUCUGUGUCUGCGCUGCUCUCUUCUUCAAUCAGUACAUCAAUGCCAUCGCCUUGGACGCACUCCAUUGGAAAUAUUACCUUUGCUACUGUGUGUUCCUUGUAUUUGAGGUUGCAGUUGUCUACUUCCUUAUUGUCGAGACGCGCUAUACGCCUAUGGAAGAAAUUGCAAAAUACUUUGAUGGUGAUGCUGUUGACGUGGCUGAUAUCGCCAAUGCUGAGAUGAAGGAGAAGGGUAUUUUGACUCAUGUCGAGGUCAAAGAGAAGAGUGCUGUAAGCCAGGUCGAGGAUGCUUGA
Molecule: messenger RNA, 1602 nt
Organism: Exophiala bonariae
Lineage: Eukaryota; Fungi; Ascomycota; Eurotiomycetes; Chaetothyriales; Herpotrichiellaceae
Exons: 3
Coding region: 1-1602 (533 amino acids)
Biological process (GO): transmembrane transport; carbohydrate transport
Cellular component (GO): membrane
Molecular function (GO): carbohydrate:proton symporter activity
Source: RefSeq, a predicted model, not a curated record